Lindgomyces ingoldianus is the source of this 1182-nucleotide messenger RNA. RefSeq lists its product as uncharacterized. Lineage: Eukaryota; Fungi; Ascomycota; Dothideomycetes; Pleosporales; Lindgomycetaceae. Gene Ontology annotation, biological process: protein N-linked glycosylation. The record is from RefSeq and is a predicted model, not a curated record. Gene Ontology annotation, cellular component: oligosaccharyltransferase complex; membrane. The coding region runs from base 40 to 909 and encodes 289 amino acids. The transcript has 3 exons.
CCGCAAGCAGCUUCACAACUUGUUCACAAUUCUGCAGCAAUGAGGCUCUUACACUCCUUCAUACCUUCAUUACUGCUCUCAAGCGCCUACGUCGUGUCAGCAGCAUCUUCUUGGAGUUUUGAAGAUGCCACCUUAACCGUUCAAAGCAAAGGUGCUGGAGUGGGUGCUGGGGCCAAGGAGAAACUGAGCCCCAGUACCCCAUUGUCAAAACCUGUGGCAUUGGGUUCGACGGAUUCGUUGAAGAUGCUGCUUACCACGACCAACGGGAAAAAAGCGAGACAACCACAUCAGGCAUUCCUUACUCUUACCGACCCUACAACAGGCCUAGAGGAGUCUUUCGUGCUCAGUGUGAAGGAAAGUGGGAGAGGAAAGGUGGAUUUGACCCAGAAGGACCUCCCCAUCCAAUUCCUCACCUCCUCGAAACCAAUUGUAGCCUCCAUCGUCAUUGGCUCUUUCGGAUCUUCCACGCCUUAUAAGAGCAAAGUUUUCGACCUCAGCGUAACCCGAGACCCCAAUGUUCCCCUUGCCAUUCCCGCGAAGCCCAUUCGCUAUGCCGUCGAACCCGAGAUCCACCACAUCUUCCGCACCGACCCUCGAUCGCCUCCCAAGAUCAUAACAUUGGUGUUUGCCGCUGUGGUUUUUGGUGCUCUUCCAGCCCUGUUCGGUGUGUGGGCUACCUUGGGCGCCAAUGUGAACCAUCUGAGCAAAGCUUUAAGCAAUGCUCCGGUUUCGCACGCUCUCUUCUUCGGCUCAAUACUUGCCAUGGAGGGCAUCUUCUUCAUGUACUACACAAGCUGGAAUCUCUUCCAGACUCUGCCAGCUGCCGCUGUUGUCGCAUCCGUGGCUUUCUUGAGCGGAAGCAGGGCAUUGUCCGAGGUCCAAGAGCGCCGUUUGGCUGGGCUACGAUGAAUACAGAGAAGUAAUUGAAAUUCAUCUUGCCUGGUCCUUAUGUAUGCCUGGAGUUUAGGGUUUGGUAUCACACUGCAGCGAAAAGUACGAGGGAAGCAUGUAUGAAAAGGGAAUAACUUUGGAGGACCACAAAAUGGGGCUUCGUUAACUUCGACUCUGUAUAUCGGAUAUGAAAGACUGGUGACUCACUUAAGGCAUCAAAGUUCCAGUUCCAUCGAUUCUACCGCAUCUUAUCACCUAACAUUAAAUAUAACAGGGGAAAUUCAGGACAAG